Molecule: messenger RNA, 1361 nt
Organism: Hevea brasiliensis (rubber tree)
Lineage: Eukaryota; Viridiplantae; Streptophyta; Magnoliopsida; Malpighiales; Euphorbiaceae
Product: peroxidase 12
Exons: 3
Coding region: 76-1131 (351 amino acids)
Biological process (GO): hydrogen peroxide catabolic process; response to oxidative stress
Molecular function (GO): heme binding; peroxidase activity
Source: RefSeq, a predicted model, not a curated record
UUAAAAUAAAACAUUACAUUGGCUAUAAAUAAACACCCUCUCUGUGCUAGGACACGCACACACAAACCAGCAGCCAUGGCUAGUAGUACUCCUCUCCUUUUGAUCUCUUGCGUGUUGCUUGCUUCUUGCUUUAGUGCCACUGAAGCACAAAGCAAACCUCCUAUAGUGAAUGGUCUCUCCUGGACUUUCUACAAAUCUAGCUGCCCUAAAGUUGAAUCUAUUAUCAGAAAUGAGCUCAAGAAAGUUUUCAAGAAAGAUGUUGGCCAAGCUGCAGGCUUGCUUCGUCUCCACUUCCAUGACUGCUUCGUUCAGGGAUGCGAUAGCUCGGUGUUGCUUGAUGGAUCAGCAGGUGGACCAAGCGAGAAGUCUGAACUUCCUAACUUGACCUUGAGGAAAGAAGCAUUUAAAAUCGUCAACAACCUCCGCGAGAUUGUCCACAAAGAGUGUGGCCGUAUCGUCUCUUGCUCUGACAUUGUCGCGAUCGCUGCCCGUGACUCCGUUGUCCUAACCGGUGGCCCUGACUAUGAUGUCCCCUUGGGAAGGCGAGACGGAGUAGUAUUCGCUCAAGUAAACCAAACUUUUGUAGACCUGGUAGGACCUGACGCUAACACUACCACCAUUCUCACCAAGCUUGCCCGGAAAAACCUUGAUGCCACCGAUGCAGUGGCCCUCUCAGGUGCCCACACCAUUGGCAUUGGCCACUGCACAUCUUUCACUGACCGUCUUUAUCCAACCCAAGAUCCUACCAUGGAUAAAACCUUUGCCAAUAAUCUCAAGCUAACUUGUCCAAAAAUAGACACCAGCAACAUAACUUUCUUGGAUAUUAGGUCCCCUAAUAAAUUUGACAACAAAUACUUCGUUGAUCUCAUGAACCGUCAGGGUCUUUUUACAUCGGACCAAGAUCUGUACACGGAUAAGAGAACAAGGGGCAUUGUCACUAGCUUUGCUAUCAAUGAAACAUUGUUCUUUGAAGAAUUCGUGCUUUCCAUGAUCAAGAUGGGGCAAUUGGACGUGCUGACAGGGAAUCAAGGGGAAAUUCGUGCCAAUUGCUCUGCCAGGAAUUCUGACAACAAGUACUUGGUGUCUAUCACUGAAGAGGAGAAUAUGGGAUCAUCUGCUGAAAUGAGAUAAAGAAGUUCAUUAGUCUUAACUGGUAGCUACUAAGUACUAGGAUCGAAGAGGUUGUUUCCAGGCAGCAACAAAUGAAAUGGGCAUUGGGUUUGUGUAGUUUUUGUAAUUUCUGUGACUUGUUUUUUAACAAGCAUGUUGUGUUCUUGUUAAUAAACUUGUUGGCCCUGUGAAAAUAAAGUAUUGAAUGACUAAUAUUGGAAAGUGAGAGCUAUCGUUCUUGUUUUAACAAA